CUUACCCGCACCGAAACACUCACUGGAGGUACACGCUAUAUCCAUACCCUUUUCUGGAUUUAAUCAGUAUAGAUGGCGGCUUCAAACAAGCAGUUAACGUCGUUUUUCAUAGAGGAUAUUCUAUCUUUAAAAGCCGACCAGAGAAAUGACUCAUGCGAAUCUAAGAGCAGCAGAGGAGAAAGCGACAGCACUGACAGACGAACAGAUUCAGCUGUCAUCACGGUUUGUCGGAGUGCUGAGGAUAAAGCGGCGUCGUUGACGGAGAUGACAGGCGGCGGCGGGAAAAAGAAGCGCUCUCGCGCUGCCUUCACGCACCUGCAGGUGUUGGAGCUCGAGGAGAAGUUCAGCCGUCAGAGGUACCUGAGCGCGCCGGAGCGCGCGCACCUCGCCAGCGCGCUGCACCUCACGGAGACUCAAGUCAAAAUCUGGUUUCAGAACCGGAGGUAUAAAACCAAACGGAAGCAAUUAACGACAGAGUACGACAAGGACUACUUUCAUAAACCAGACGGAACCCCUUUGGUUACUACGGAGGGGGAAUUUCUCAGAGCAUCACUUUUAGCGAGAGUUUAUAAAUCAUAUCCAUACAGGCCCUAUGUGUAUGACAUACACGGUCUGAGUGUAUGGAGACCAGCACUCUGAUGACAGGGACAUUAAACUGGACUUUGUCAAUGUUCUCACAUUAUUGUGCAUACUAUUCUUUAUUAUUAUUAUUAUUAUUAUUAUUAUUAUUGAAUAUAUAUUGUACAGCUUUGUAUUAUGUGUAAUAAAGUAUAUUUUUGAAAGGUGUAAGUAUUGAGUGUGAAUGAGAUUAUAGCCCUGAAAGCCCCUCACGUUUCUUUGAAACCCAUCAGACAUGAAAGAAACUCUUUAAGAACUAA
Messenger RNA from Xyrauchen texanus (razorback sucker), 878 nucleotides. Its product is annotated as homeobox protein Nkx-3.1-like. Gene Ontology annotation, biological process: cell differentiation; regulation of transcription by RNA polymerase II. Lineage: Eukaryota; Metazoa; Chordata; Actinopteri; Cypriniformes; Catostomidae. Gene Ontology annotation, cellular component: nucleus. The record is from RefSeq and is a predicted model, not a curated record. The transcript is spliced from 2 exons. The coding region runs from base 73 to 639 and encodes 188 amino acids. Gene Ontology annotation, molecular function: DNA-binding transcription factor activity, RNA polymerase II-specific; RNA polymerase II cis-regulatory region sequence-specific DNA binding.